AUGGAGUCAGAUGAUAUAAGCGUUCUGAGAUUCCGUUCUGUUUGUAAAUAUGAUGUAAUAAAAUUGCAGUCACUUUAUGAGGAAUGCUUUCCAGUCAGCUAUCCAUCCUCUUGGUUUCAGGACCUCCUUGAUAAUUCAUCUCUUAUAUCUAUUGCAGCAGUUUCAGGUGAUGACUUAGUUGGUAUCUUGGUAGGGACAGUAACGACCCUGGAAACUGUAGUGCUGAUGAUAAUAAAUUACUUGCAUCGAGUUUUUCCACUUUCGACCGAGUUGCAUACAUACUUAGUUUGGGUGUUACGUCGUCAUUCAGAUCCAGAGGUGUUGCAUCUAUUUUAUUGA
Molecule: messenger RNA, 339 nt
Organism: Schistosoma mattheei
Lineage: Eukaryota; Metazoa; Platyhelminthes; Trematoda; Strigeidida; Schistosomatidae
Source: the annotation of a GenBank genome assembly